AUUGUUUCUUUUUUAUAUAAAUAACUUUUUUGUUUUUUGGAAGUGCAGACCUACUUGGCCCUUUUGAUAGAAAAAACCAUUAUAUAGAAUAAAGAAGAGAAACAUAAAAUGAAGAGUGUACUUUUUAUUACUGUUAUUGCUGUGACAUUAUUGUGUGUUGUAAAUGGACGGGGUGGUUCUCCUGGUGCACCAGGAAGACCAGGAGAACCAGGACGACCUGGAGGAACUGAUUGGGGGUUUGAAACUACUACUACUUGGCCUAUUGAUGGAGGCUGUGGAGGAGAACCUGGUUACCCCGGAGGCCAGGGAGGGAGAGGAGGAAGAGGCUGUUGAGGUUCAAGAAUUAUUGGUUUCCCCGUCAAUAGGGCUAUUAGGAGAUAGAAAAAGAGUUACCAAAAAGAAUUUUCGUGCAAAGCGGGAGGUUCAAUUUUUUUCUCUCAAGUAUUUGGUUUUACCUGGCCAAGGAGGAUUGAAUCCACGACCUCCCACAUAUGAAGCGAGCAUGCUACAUUGA
Messenger RNA from Mytilus trossulus (common blue mussel), 514 nucleotides. RefSeq lists its product as uncharacterized. The transcript has 4 exons. Lineage: Eukaryota; Metazoa; Mollusca; Bivalvia; Mytilida; Mytilidae. The coding region runs from base 164 to 514 and encodes 116 amino acids. The record is from RefSeq and is a predicted model, not a curated record.